AUGGAGAAGGCAGGCUCGCUGCACGCCUCGGUGCCCACGCCGCCGCCGCGUCUCUAUCUGCCGCGCAAUUUCAGCUGCAGCGCCUGCCUCUACGGCACCUUGGCGGACCAGUGCAAGGGCGGCUGCAGCCCGGAGCCCGAGGCGGUGGAAGGGCCCGCGACGCAGCUGCCCCCGGCGACUUCGUCGCCCCCUGCAUCGCCGCCCCUAACUCUGGAAGCCACUCCCAAGAAGCCGCUCCCGCUGCCCGUUUCGCGCUCCCCGUCGCCGCCUCCGACAUCCCCGCCGCCGUCGAGCCGCGGAAGGGAGCCCACGCUGCCGUCGGUGCCGCCCAGCCCCACGCUGCGCCGGCGGGCCAAGUCGCUGCCGACGCCCGGCGAGCGGGGCUUGAGGCCGGCCUUGCAGCAGAGCCCGUCCCGCCGCAAGACCGUGCGCUUCGCCGACUCGCUGGGCCUGGAGCUCACCGCCGUGCGCCACUUCUGCCAGGCGGACGUGCCGCGGGUGCCGCUGGCGGCCUCCCCGCUCUCCCGCGGCGGCGCUGACCUGCUCAAGACGCGGAAGCCGCCGGCCCUGGGCGAGCUGGAGCCGGUGCUCUUCGGGCCGCCGGCCCCCGUGCUGGAGCCGCUCUUCCCGCCGCAGCCCGGCGCCAGCGCCGGCUUCGGCGAGCGCGUGCGGCAGCACAAGGUGAGGCUGGAGUGGGUGCGCGCCGAGGCGGCCGGCCUGCGCGGCGCCGUGCGCGUCCUCAACCUGGCCUACGAGAAGAGCGUCUCGGUGCGCUACACGCUCAACCGCUGGGCCAGCUGCAACGAGGUGCCGGCCACCUACCUGCCGCCGCCGGCCGCCGGCCACGCCGCCGACGGCCUCACCGACCGCUUCGCCUUCCACCUGCCCGUGGGCGCGGGCACCACGCUGCUGGAGUUCGCCCUGCGCUACCGCGUCGCCGACGCCGAGUACUGGGACAACAACGACGGCCACAACUACAAGUUGCGCGGCAGGCGGCGGCCUCCGGCGGCCUCCGGCCACGAGCCCGACGGCGGAGGCGCCUGGAUCCACUUCAUCUGACCGCGGGGACGCGGCGGCGGCGGCACAUGGCCCCGCCCGGCCCGGCCCGGCCUCCUCGCCGGCAGAGCCUUCGCAGCCCCUGCGUGGGAUCCCCGUUUGCAGAGAGUAAG
Varanus komodoensis (Komodo dragon) is the source of this 1169-nucleotide messenger RNA. RefSeq names its product protein phosphatase 1 regulatory subunit 3E-like. Gene Ontology annotation, molecular function: glycogen binding; protein phosphatase 1 binding. Lineage: Eukaryota; Metazoa; Chordata; Lepidosauria; Squamata; Varanidae. Gene Ontology annotation, cellular component: protein phosphatase type 1 complex. The coding region runs from base 1 to 1059 and encodes 352 amino acids. The record is from RefSeq and is a predicted model, not a curated record. Gene Ontology annotation, biological process: regulation of glycogen biosynthetic process. The transcript has a single exon.